Messenger RNA from Trichoderma virens Gv29-8, 1365 nucleotides. RefSeq lists its product as uncharacterized. NCBI's taxonomy places the organism in Eukaryota, Fungi, Ascomycota, Sordariomycetes, Hypocreales, Hypocreaceae. Bases 1 to 1365 code for a protein of 454 amino acids. The transcript is spliced from 9 exons. Gene Ontology annotation, molecular function: transmembrane transporter activity. The record is from RefSeq and is a predicted model, not a curated record. Gene Ontology annotation, cellular component: membrane. Gene Ontology annotation, biological process: transmembrane transport.
AUGGCUUCGAAACGCAAAGAACUACCCAAAACUUCUGUGCCAGAAGGGGAUACACUGGGAAAGAAUGGCUUGUUCGAGAAGGAGCGUCCAUCUAUUGAACAGGUGGAGACUUAUCAACCGCCAUUCACACCUAAAGAGCAGACACAAAUCCUGAGAAAAGUUGACUGGCGCCUUGUUCCCCUGCUGUCUUUUCUAUAUCUUGUGUCAUUUAUCGACAGAGGAAACUUGGGCAAUGCCAAAGUUGCUGGGCUAGGAGAAGAUCUCCAUCUCUCAGGAAUACAGUAUAACAUAGCUGUGACGUUGUUUUUCAUCCCCUACUCGUUGUUGGAAGUUCCGAGCAAUAUUAUCCUCAAGCUUACUAGGCCAUCAAUUUGGAUCUCGUUGAUGAUGUUUUCUUGGGGACUAGUGAUUACUUUGACAGGAAUCGUUCAGAACUUUUCUGGACUUUUAACAAUUCGUAUAUUCCUUGGGGUGGCAGAAGCCGGCUUCUUCCCUGCAGCAACCUAUCUCCUUACUGUCUGGUAUACCCGCUAUGAAGUCCAGUCUCGAAUGGUAUUCUUUUACGCGGCAGUCUCACUUGCUGGAGCAUUUUCAGGUCUGCUAGCCUAUGCUAUCCAGAUGAUGGAUGGAGUCGCGGGACUGCAAGGCUGGCGAUGGAUUUUCAUCUUGGAAGGCAUAUUCACCGUUUUCCUUUCGUUUUUCAUCUGGUUCCUGCUUCCUGAUAGUCCUAACAUGGCGUCUUUCCUAACUACUAAAGAGCGGGAGUUCAUCAUCCUGAGGCUGGAACAGGAUACGGGUUCUGGACGAGGCAAGGUCACAAACAAUGACAAGGUGAACAAGAGACAAGUCAUAGCUGGUCUCACUGACUGGAAAGUAUGGGCAGCGGUGUUCAUGUACUGGGCUACUAGCAUCUCAUCCUACGGCUUCACCUAUACAGUCCCCACGGUAAUUCUCGAGCUUGGAUAUACAGCUGCAAAUGCCCAACUGCUUACUAUUCCAAUUUAUGUCGUUGCCAUGAUAUUCACCAUCGCAAAUGCCAUGAUUUCGGAUCACUACCAGCAGAGAACUCCAUUUAUACUUUUGGGAGUGUCAGUCGGAAUAGCUGGGUUCUCCGCUUUGUUAGCAAUUCCCCAUCCGCAGCUCCCAGGGCUAACGUAUGGCAUGCUAUUUCUUGCGACAUCAGGAAUAUACAUGUCGCUGGUCCCUACUCUUUGCUUUGUCGCAAACAACCUCGCGCCGUCAUCCAAAAGAGCAGUUGGCAUGGCUCAUCUCAUUUGCAUGGGAAACCUUGGUGGUAUCGCAGGCUCCAACGUCUUUCUCUCACAAGAAGCACCACAUUAUUGGACAGGUUAUGGUUUCUAUUAG